This is a messenger RNA of Clunio marinus, 1021 nucleotides long. The record is from the annotation of a GenBank genome assembly. Lineage: Eukaryota; Metazoa; Arthropoda; Insecta; Diptera; Chironomidae.
AGUUAAAGCUUGUCCGUUGUUGUGUCUGGAUCAAGAACCAUAUUAUAAAAAACAAAAUGAUGAAAAUAAUAUUUUUUGUGAUUAUUUUGAUGGGAUUAAAAUUGUCUGAAGGAGUUAUUGUCAAAAGUCCAAUUGUGUUCUAUGACUUGAAGACGAAAGAACCACUCGAAGCACCAAUCACCACCAUCCUACCUGGUUCCGAAAACGACUCAUUCAACAUGUCGAGUGUUAUUAACAUUCGAUUGCCUUUUAUUGGACAACCAUGUGGAUGUAUUUCAUUUAACUGCGGCUGUUGUGCCGGAAUGAUGAUGGAACAGUUUAAUAUCGAUCAAAAAAUGUGCAUGAACUUCACUUACGAUCCGAUGGAAUUCGCGAUAAUUAUGGAUAUGAACAUGAAUGAAAACAACAUUUACACAAAUAUGGUGUCGGGGAAAAACCCCCCGCCAUUAUGCAUUCCUGUACCAACUGGUCCAUUGCCUUUAGGAAUGGAAAUGUGCAUUAAAGUUUUUAAUAUAUUCAUGCCUGGCAAUAAUCUUCACAUGUGCAUGGAUGUUAUGGCGAAAUUUCAAAUGACUCCAAUUUUGAUUCUUCAUUUUGAUUGUAUGAGAUUUGGACAAGAUCAAAUUGCAAUUUUAAAACCAGAAGACAACGGAGGCUUGAUGACUGAAGAAACUGAGUCUGAGUCUGAUGGAGUAGGUGAGAUGAAAGAUGAUCAAAUGAUGGUUGAAGACAAUAAAACAAGAAAUUCUAUUAAAAAUCUGAAUAAUGAAUAAUUAAAUUCUAUAACUUAGGAGGUUUUCAUAAGUUUUGUCUAUUAGAAUUUCUUGUAAUUCCGACUUCAUAACUUAUGAAAGGUAAGAUUAGAUUAGAUUAGCGUGGAUUAGAUUUACUCGGAUUAGAUUAAACAUUCAUCUGGAUUAACUUUAAACAUUCUUAUAAGAAUUUAAAAUUUCUGUCAAGACGUAAUUUUUGAUCGUUUUCUUAACGAUCAUCCUAACAUAAUAAUAAAAAUUUAAAUCUC